AUGUUGUUCCAAGACCUAGCAACAGAGAUCAUCGAACUUAUCGUACAGAAUUUGACAGUGCGCGCUGACCUUAACGCCUUCUGCCAGACCAACAAACGAUUUUACCUCAUUUCCAACGAUCAUGUCUAUCGUGAGGAUGCGCACUGGCGAUGCAACGCGCUCCGAUGGGGUUCUGAAGAGGGCCUCAUCUCAGUGGUAGAGAGAUCACUCGACCAAGGCGCUGACGUCAACUACAUCAUCAACUACGAGGAAGAGACUGCCCUAUUUCCAGCAGUCCGGAAACAGUACUGGGAUGUUGUGCAUUUGCUACUAACGCGAGGUGCUGAUGUUCACCACAGGAACAAGGUUGGGGAUAAUCUUGUCUACUUUGCUGUGACGACUGGCAGUUAUGAUCUGGUGAAGCUCAUGCUAGAUCAAGGUGUUGAUCCAAACUCCCAUGUGGAAGGCGAUGCUCCUCCUUUGUUGCUGGCAGUGCGAAGAGGAUACACUGACAUCGUGAGAUUGCUAUUUGAUAGUGGGGCAUACAUCGAUGACAGUGACGACUGGGGCGAAACGCCUUUGCAUAUCGCCGUGAGUGCGCCCCAGCGUGAUAUCCUCAGUUUCUUCAUCGAGAAAGACGUUUUCCGCAAGGACAAGGCUGGGGCCCGAGGUGCUGAUGCACUGGAGAUGGCUGUCAUACGAGGAGACAUGCCAACAUUAACGCUGCUUCUUGAGGGCGGCGCUGACCCACUUGUUCGAAGAUGGACGAGGCAUCAUGCGAUUAUCACAGCGGCACUAGCUAGGGAAGAUGACAUGGCAAUCUUGAUGACAGAAAGGCUGGUAGGAGAACUCGGUUUCAUUGGUGAGCAUGGCAAGGAGUUGCUCUGGUAUGCUGUCAAAGGAAGAUGUCAACGGUAUACUCGCUAUCUGUUGAACAUGGGUCUCGAUCCAGAUAAGGAUCUAUGGAAGGAAGUUGAUGGUUCAAUGGUAGGAGGUUCUGCCCUGGUAGUCGAGAUGCUGGGCGCUGGUGUAUUAACAGCAUAA
Molecule: messenger RNA, 1023 nt
Organism: Fusarium fujikuroi IMI 58289
Lineage: Eukaryota; Fungi; Ascomycota; Sordariomycetes; Hypocreales; Nectriaceae
Product: related to ankyrin
Exons: 1
Coding region: 1-1023 (340 amino acids)
Molecular function (GO): protein binding
Source: RefSeq, a predicted model, not a curated record